Molecule: messenger RNA, 2568 nt
Organism: Didymella exigua CBS 183.55
Lineage: Eukaryota; Fungi; Ascomycota; Dothideomycetes; Pleosporales; Didymellaceae
Exons: 2
Coding region: 1-2568 (855 amino acids)
Biological process (GO): mitotic spindle assembly checkpoint signaling; endoplasmic reticulum to Golgi vesicle-mediated transport
Cellular component (GO): RZZ complex
Source: RefSeq, a predicted model, not a curated record
AUGCCCCCAAAAGUCACAGAUGCCCAGCUCGGCGACGCAAUCCUCGAAUCCGCCAAACACGGAUCGUUUCCUCAAGAUGAAGAUGUGGCAUCUGCGACGGUGCCGUCGAGCGCACUGCCCAAGUUACUAGAAAAAGUUGGGAGGGCAAGAGAAGAUGCCAAAAACGAAGUGCGUAAGGUCUCCCGUGAAGCGGCCUCUGACGUCGAUGGAUGGAUCUCUCAAGCGCGAAAGCUACAAGACGACAUCAAACACUCCCAAGACACCGCCAAAGAGAUCGUACAUAAUGCAGAAGAGGGAAAGGCGAACACACUACAGGUCCAGGAUGCGGUCAGCAAGGUCAGCCUGCUGCAAACCGAGAUUGCAUACAAUGAGAGUCUGGCACGGGUAAUUGAACAGCUGAGGGACAUCACUGCACUCCUAGACUCGGCACAGGAAGCUGCCGUGCGGGGGCACGUCAUGUAUGCCAUCGAGCGUCUUGAGGACGUGGGCAGCGCUUUGAAGAGCAUGGGUCCGUUCGAAUCUACACGAGUGGUGGGAGUAGUGAAAAGCAAAGAGUCGCAGUUGCGAAAGGCUAUUAUUGAGACCGUUACCGAGUCAUGGAAUGGACUGCUGGAAAUUGACGCAGCGAACAACAAGGUCUCUUUCCGGGACGCGAUCGAACGAGAAACCACCAUCGAGAUCAACGCGGUUGUCGAGCAGCUCACAAAGCUGGGUCUUCUGGACGACUUUGUCACCCGCUUGAGUCGCGACUUCGACAGGACUAUCCUUUCCCGCCGCCUCGUCAUCGGUCGCGAUCAAGUGGUGACCGCUUUCGAGAUCCACGGUGAUGACAUACAACUCAAGGGCCCUGUCAACGAUGGGAGUGUCAGGGUUACGCUGGAAGACAUACACAAGAUCGCAGAGUACAUAAGCACACGCCUGCCACCUUCUAUCACCCUACCGCUCUCGUCAAAGUUGGUACCCGCCAUUACGUCGCGCCUCAUCACCCACUAUCUGCUCCCCGCGGUCCCAACAUCCACGGAUCGAGUCCUACAGUUCCAGGAAACCCUGUCAUAUGUUCUGGGUCUCGUUGAAUAUCUUGACGAGCUGGGCUGGUCUGGCCAGAACCGUCUGACAGAAUGGGUUGACAAGUCAGCCGAAAUUUGGCUGGCAAAGCAGAAAGAGAAUGCAAUUGCCAGAGUGCAGAAGCUUUUCCCGAAGCAGAUCAAAGUCAAGAAGACAGUGGAGAAAGUGGAGACGCAAGUCAUUUCGAAGGGUGACGCGUUACAUCCUGCGCAGGAGGAACAGGAUAACGAUUGGGGUGCCGAGUGGGGCGAUGAAGAUGAAAAUGCGAAGGAGAAUGCGGACAAAGCACCUGAAGACGUAGAAGAAGUGGAUAUGAGCGCAUGGGGAGUGGAUGAGGACGAGUCCGAGGAUGCACCGAAACCCGAGGCCAAGACAGAAGAGAAGAGGACUGGAGACGACGAGGAUGCAGAAGACUGGGGCAAUGAUUGGGGCGACGACGAAGAUUCUAAACCAGCUCCCUUGCCACAAGCAUACACCAAAUCGCCACAGCGUAAGACCAAUGGACAGCCAGCGCAGCAACCACUUAUCGACCAGCAUGUCACCCUGAGAGAGACAUACACCGUCACAGCGAUUCCCGACUCGAUCAUCGAAAUCAUACUACAGGUUAUUGCAGAUGUAGAAAUACUUAAUUCGCCCGAACUUGUCAAGUCCGCGAUAGCACCUGCUAGUGGAGGCUUGUUCGCGAUUCCGGGUCUGCUCCUGGCGAUGUAUCGGGCCACCGCUUCUGUUCACUACUCCACCGAGAUUGCAGGCAACAUGCUAGUCUACAACGACUGCGAACGUCUGUCGGAUCGACUCCGAGGAUUCAUUCAAGAGCAAGCAGAAAAAGAUAGUACCUCGAGUCUACCUAAACUACUUCGGCCCUCGGUUCGACUAACACCGAAGAUCGAGGCGGACAUCAAGACGAUAGAUGGCUUCAGUCGUAGGGCAUAUGGGCGGGAGAUGGAGUUACAAAGACAAAUUAUCAAGGACCAUCUUGAGGAUGCGCAAGGCUUUCAAGGGUGUACCAAUGUCCCUUUUGCGACAGUCUGCGACGAUGCCAUCGCGACCACUAUCGAUCGCAUUGCAGAGGUCAAGCGACAAUGGCAGAAGAUGGUAUCUCAAAGGGUACUCGUGCAGUCGCUCGGGUCGCUGGUGAGCACUGCGUUCACGAAGUUCAUCAACGACGUAAUGGACAUGUCAGACAUUGCCGAGGACGAGUCGCGGAAGCUGCACAGCUACUGCAUGUCGCUGGCGACGCUAAAUCAGCACUUCCAGACUCAGGACGAAAGCGGAGAGAGCAGAGACACAGCAAGCCUGUAUGUGCAGAACUGGUUCAGGCUACAGUACCUCGGUGAAAUUCUGGCCGGCAGCUUGGCGGACAUCAAGUACCUUUGGAACGAGAGCGAGCUCAAGCUUGAGAUGGGAGCCGAGGAGGUGGUGGGCUUGAUCGAGGCUCUCUUCGCGCCGAGCGACCUUCGACGACGAGCCAUCGCCGAGAUCAGGAGGACGAGCAUGCACUAG